Messenger RNA from Leptopilina boulardi, 3090 nucleotides. RefSeq lists its product as uncharacterized. Lineage: Eukaryota; Metazoa; Arthropoda; Insecta; Hymenoptera; Figitidae. The transcript is spliced from 10 exons. The record is from RefSeq and is a predicted model, not a curated record. Bases 182 to 1840 code for a protein of 552 amino acids.
UGAUAUGCGUAUAGGUUAGGUUAGGUCGGUCUAGUUUUAUUGUUUGUAUUUUGCGUGGAUAAAAAUUAUAUAUUAUUAUCCCCAAAAAAAGAACAACGAAACAAGAUAAAAAAAAAUUUUUUUUUUGAAUAUAUAUAUAUGUAUUUUUUUUUAAAUUAAAUACAGAGAAAGUGAUAGCACAAUGUCCGAUCCAUUUGUUCGUCAAGUUUUAAUAAAAUGGAGAAUGGAAAAAUAUAUUCCAUUAUUUGAAGAAGAGGAAAUUGAUGAGGAAUCAUUUAGGGUUUUAACACCGGCGUCAAUUGAAAGACUUUUUGUUAAAAUUGGCCCUCGGGAUAAAUUUUUAGCAAAUUGGAAACGUGAAUUUGGAUCGUCGGAUUCAAUUUUUUCAAACGUUGAAGUUUCAUGUUCAGAAAAUAGUAGUAAUACAGUUGAGGAUUUCGAUGAGAGAAUAUUGAGACUACAAUCAGCGAAUCAUGAUUUAGCAUCGUCAGAAGCAGAUCCUUCGCUUAAAAAUGAAAUCGAUAUUUAUGCAGUUUUAAAAAAUGUAAUUGAAGGACGCGCGGCAAUAAAAUAUUAUAAAGAAAAGAAAACAUUAACAAACGAACAUAGACUUAAUGUAGCCGAUAUUAUAAUUCGAAACGAACUUAAAGAAGAAAAUGAAUUUUGCAUCAAUUCAAAGCGAUUAAUUUAUCUUGCAUCACGAAUUGUUGAAACAUUUCCAAAUGAAAGUACAUCAACGUAUUACAUUCCAUUUACAAUUCAUUCGGUAACAAGAAAGCCAAUAUUGGCGCGUGGCAAAUUACAUGCAAAAUAUUAUUUAUUAAGGGAAAAAUUGAAAAAAGCAGGCGAAGUAUUGGGUAAUGAGAGGAAUUAUCAGAAAUCAAAAAAAGUUGAUCUUCCCGAACCAAGAGAUUUAAUUUUAGCGACACAUGAACAAUUAGCAUUAUUGGAAGGCGCAGAUGAUCACGAAUUACGUGAUUUGUCCCUAUGGCUUGAAACUCAUACAAUACCAAGGGCGGAGGUUUUAAAAAAAUGGAUUCAAACUUCAAAAUAUAGAAUACAAAAAUUAGCCUCCGAUGCUUCAAUCACUAAUCGAAUGUAUAUGAAUAUGUACAAAAUUCUACAGCAACCAUCAGGCUAUGAAUUGAUUGAAGCGGACUUUGAGCUCAUGUAUCCGAAUCAAUCGCAUAUUUUGAUAUCAGAAUGGCCGUCAUUUGAAAAGGAAGUAAUCGCUUGUGCCGUGUCACGAAAAGGAAACGAAGUUAAAGACUUACUUGACCAGUAUCGAAAUAUAUCGUAUACUGAUGCAUCCGUUGCAAUUGUUUUAAGAUUAUUGCCACUAUUGCUUCCAUGUCAAGCUGUAAAAGGCGCUUCAAGUAAACCAUUGUGGAAAUUAAAUCGACUGGAAUCUCAGGAUGCUUUUCUUUUACAUAUUAAGAAUAUCUCUGAAUUGAAAGUACGACUCGAUGCACGUCGGGAAAAAUUGAAAAUUCAUGGACUAUCCGAACAACCAUUAAUUGUUGUUGUUGGUGAGACACUUAUUAAUUUAGAAGCAAUUUAUGUUUGCGUCAGUGACACUUGUUAUAAAUUCAAUACAGUAUUGAAAGCAUUUGAUGUUGCAUUUAAAUGUUUUUAUGCACUACAACUUCCAUAUCCAAAGGAAGUUGAACAUAGUUGGCAAAUUGUUCAAUUUCGCAUUUUUGGAAUUGGCGAGGAAAACGAGGAGGAAAUGGUUGAAAGUGUCACAACAUUAUUGGCCGAUUUACGUAACGUUCUUGGUCGAUUUCCCGAGAUUGAAGGUUUGCAUAAUGUAACAAUUAAAAUGGAGGAUCUUGAUUAGAUAAAUCAUUAAUUUGGUUUUUUGGCAAAAAAAAUUAAUUUCUUGAGAGAUUAUUUUUUAAUUCAAAAUUUAUUCUUUAGUAUUUAAGUAUAGCAAAAAAAAAAAAAAAAAAAUCAAUUUUUUAAUUAGAAAUUCCUUAUCAAAUAAAAAAGGAAAGUGUGAUGUUUUACGUUUAAUAAUUUAUAAAAAAAAAAAAAAAACAAAAAAAAAUUUAGAUUUUUAUUUAUGUUGCAAAAAUUGAAAGUUAAAUGGAUUAUUUAUACUUUAACAGAUUGUUUAAAUGUUUUAUAUCUUCCUUUUUCUUAAAUUAUACAUAUAUAUAUAUAUAUAUAGAAAUAUAUAAAAUUAAUCAAAUUUUGAUUAAUACUUUGAAAUAUGAAUGUGCUAAUAAAUAAUAUUAUUGUAAGAAAAAUAAUAAUAAAAAAAAAAAAAAAAAAAAAAAAAAAUGUACAAGGAAAAAACCAAAAAUUGUUGAAAUUCUUUUUGGAAUUUAUUUAGAAAUAAUUGUAUAUUUUGCACUAUUUUUUAUUUAUUUUUUUUUUAUUUCAUUGUAAGAAAUGCUUAAGCUUUAUAUUUAUUAUAAUAAUGAGACGGAGAAAAAAUAAGUAAAAGAAAGGAAAGGAUUAAUUUUUCUUUUGUAUUUUACGUGCGCUCGCCGUACAGUCGUACAAUUUUAAUAGUUUUUUUUUUUUUUUUUUUUAUAUAUAUAUAUUUAUAUAUACAGAACAACUUAAUGUGUAAUUGCGAAAUUUUCAUUUUUCUAUUCGUAAAAGUAUAUAAUUUUUUUUUUUUCAUUUUUUUUCCUUUUUUUUUUUUUAAUAAUAAUUUUUUAUAAAUAUAUUACAACGAAACACACAUUAAUCGCAUAUCGAUUAAAUCAAUGAAGAAUCUUUAAUUUUCUUUUGUUAUGACGAUUUGAAUUUCCAAAAAAUAAUAAUUAAAAUUUUCUUUUUAAAGAAUUUUUUUAGAAAUAAUCAUUUUUUUUUUUUUUUUGACGAAUUUUCAAAUUAUAUUAUUAUUAUUUUAAAUAAUAAUAGUUAUUUUAAAUAAUAAUAAUAAUUAUUUUAAAUAAUAAUUAUUAUUAAUAUAAAUAAUAAUUGUGUGUAAUAAUAAUUAAUUUGAAAAAAGAAAAGAUUCUUCAACGAUUAAAUUUCUUUUUUUAUUUUUUUAUUUUUUUUUUUUUUUGGUAACGAAAAUCUCAUCGCACAGCCUUGCAAAGGCGACUUUUUUUUUUUUUUUUUUUUUUUUAA